Puccinia triticina is the source of this 369-nucleotide messenger RNA. RefSeq lists its product as uncharacterized. The record is from RefSeq and is a predicted model, not a curated record. NCBI's taxonomy places the organism in Eukaryota, Fungi, Basidiomycota, Pucciniomycetes, Pucciniales, Pucciniaceae. Bases 1 to 369 code for a protein of 122 amino acids. The transcript has 5 exons.
AUGAUAAAGACAGGUAUACCCGGUUUGGUUUGCUUGAUCAUUAGCUUGCUCAGUGUAGCACAAGCGCUGGACGUGACUAAUUCUUACAGAUACUACCCCACGAACGCAACAUUCCUACAUUUUGAUGCCAACAAAGGCUCUUUCAACUGUCCCAUUCCUUGCACCUCAUAUUACACUGCGACCGAUUGCACCGUCAGCCCGGAAAAGACCAAGACCACAGAAUAUUGCUCCAAAUCGUUUGGACGCGGUGGGGCAGCGGCAAAAAUUUGUACAAAUGUUGUUGGUAAAGAGACAAAGCAGUACAGUUGCACAGGGGUAGAUCCCAACUCAAAAUUUGUAUGUUCAGGAUGCACCGCCAUCACUUCCUAG